CAAAUGAAAGCAAUUCGGAUCUUGCAUCGCUCAGUUCUGCUACCCACUAGAAUGCCUCUGAUUUGAAGCAAACAGGUGAGACAUCUUCAAACUCAAAUUCUGGAUGUUGUUUCAGUUGCUCAAAGUUCGUUGGAUCUUCCGAAAAAUGGUAUCCCACAUUCAGCUUUCCCUCCCUAGCAUCAAAAUGGUGUUAUGGGGAACACCAUUCUCAAAUUUUCAUAUGAAUAAAAUCUUCGUUCCCUUUCAGCAUCUGAGUUACUCUUUUCAGCAUAGGACGUCUUUGAUACUUGGUUUAUUGAAAAAUUGUUGUUUGUGUACAGCCACUACUAAUUAAGUACUUCGGCAUUUCAAUUCUUGCAGUUUGUAGUUGGCUACUGGAUACAUAGUAGAAGAGUCUUUUCAAGAAUCUUUUCCAGAAAACGAGCCAAUUGCUACCCAUGGCCAAAUCUCGCUUGAAGCUUCGAACUCCAAGAACUAAAGCGCACUAAUGCUUCAUCCACUUGACUACCCACCAACAAACCCAACUGCAGAUUCCAUUGAAUAACCCAUUGAGUAACCAAUUCAACUUCGAACAAAACUACAGAAACAUCUCCAACCUCCUCCUCUCUCUAACCCGAUCAAGAGCUCUCCUCAAGGGCCUCCAAGUCCACGCCCACAUCAUCAAAACAGGAUUCCAAGCAAUCCCGCUGAUUUCCCACCACCUCAUCAACUUCUAUUCGAAAACCCAGCUCCCGCUCGACUCCCAACGAGUUUUCGAAGAGACCCAAGUGAAGUCUUCCACCACUUGGAGCUCUGUCAUUUCUUGCCUCGCGCAGAAUGAGCUUCCUUGUGUCGCCAUCGAGUUCUUUCGCCGAAUGCUUGGUUUCAGUGUUAGGCCCGACGACCAUAUAUUCCCCAGCGCCUUGAAAGCUUCCGGGAUGCUUUCGUGGCGUGAGUUUGGGAGAUCGGUUCAUUGUCUUGCUUUGAAAACAGGGUUUGAUGGGGAUGUGUUUGUGGGGAGUUCUGUGGUUGAUAUAUAUGCGAAAUGCAGGGAGAUUAGAGAUGCAAGGACAGUGUUUGAUGAAAUGCCGGUGAGAAAUGUGGUUUCUUGGGGUGGCAUGAUAUGUGGGUAUACCCAAUUGGGUGAGGAUGAGGAGGCAUUGAGGCUGUUUAAGCAAGCAUUGUGGGAGGGUUUGGAUGUUAAUGAUUUCACUUUUUCGAGUGUAAUACGGGUUUGUGGCAAUUCUACUCUUCUUGAAUUGGGAAAGCAAAUACACGGUUUGUGCUUAAAGACAAGCUAUGAUUCAUCGAGCUUUGUGGGUAGUUCUCUGGUUUCUUUGUACUCCAAGUGCGGAGUAAUUGAAGGAGCUUACCAGAUUUUCGAAGAGAUACCAGAAAGGAACCUAGGCAUGUGGAAUGCAAUGCUUAUUGCCUGUGCUCAGCAUGCACACAUAGAAAAAGCGUUUGAUUUGUUCAAACAGAUGGAAAGCGUGUGUAUGAAACCAAAUUUCAUAACUUUCUUGUGUGUUCUAUAUGCUUGUAGCCACGCGGGACUCAUUGAAGAGGGAAAGCAUUACUUUGAGCUAAUGAAGGUGUAUGGGAUUGAACCAGGGGAUCAACAUUAUGCUUCCAUGGUGGAUUUGCUUGGGCGUGCAGGGAGAUUACAGGAUGCAGUUUCAAUUAUCAAUGGAAUGCCCAUAAAACCAACAGAAUCAGUGUGGGGAGCUUUAUUGACUGUUUGUCGAAUUCAUAAGGACACAGAAUUGGCAGUUUAUGCAGCGGAUAGGGUCUUUGAGUUGGGUCAGGUGAGCUCAGGAAUGCACGUGCUAUUGGCUAAUGCUUAUGCCGCCGCUGGAAGAUAUGAGGAUGCAGCCAAAGCCAGGAAAAUGCUGAGGGACCGAGGGGUGAAGAAGGAAACAGGUUUAAGUUGGGUUGAGCAGGGAAAUUGUGUUCAUGCAUUUGCUGCAGGGGAUAGGCGUCACCCAAUAUCCGGUGAAAUUUACCUGAAGUUGAAGGAAUUGGGGGAAGAAAUGGAGCAUGCCGGUUAUGUUGCAGAUACCAGUUUUGUGCUGCGAGAAGUGGGUAGUGAUGAGAAGAAUCAGGCAAUUAGAUAUCAUAGCGAAAGACUGGCCAUUGCAUUUGGGCUCAUUACUUUUCCACCCGAAAGGCCGAUUCGAGUGAUGAAGAACUUGCGCGUGUGUGGUGAUUGUCACACUGCAAUAAAAUUUAUGUCCAAGUGCAGUGGAAGAGUAAUUAUUGUGAGGGAUAACAAUCGAUUUCAUCGAUUUGAGGAUGGGAAAUGCUCAUGUGGUGACUAUUGGUGAUUUACUUGUAGGAAUAUAAUCACUUGGACCAAUUUCUAUUUGACUAGGAAAUUAGAAAAGAAACACUUGUUGGAACCAUCAAUGGUUUCGACUCCAACACAUUCGUGCACUUGGACCAAUUUUUGUCGAUAGGAAUUUUUUAAAGGAAAUACUUGUGGAAGUUUGCAAUCAAUGAUGAUUCAACUGUAACAGGUCGUGAGGCAGAUGGACUCUACUACCUUGACUCUGGCGGAUCUCCUUCUACUGCGUGUCAUUCUACUUUUUUGUCGUGCAAUUGAGCAGUUUUGGUGUAAAAUUUCCAUGUAAGAUUCAGAAAAGGAAGGAUGUUCCUUAAGUCUCCAAUUUACGAUGUUAUAAGAAUUUUCUUUGGCAUGUACGAUUCUUGGGCAAGACUUCUUGCAUUUGGCAGCCCGCCCUUAUCUGAACUGUUUUAUGGGAAGCUUCCUCGUGCCCCUUGAUUCUUACCGUACA
Molecule: messenger RNA, 2774 nt
Organism: Rhododendron vialii
Lineage: Eukaryota; Viridiplantae; Streptophyta; Magnoliopsida; Ericales; Ericaceae
Product: putative pentatricopeptide repeat-containing protein At5g52630
Exons: 3
Coding region: 855-2303 (482 amino acids)
Biological process (GO): RNA modification
Molecular function (GO): RNA binding; protein binding; zinc ion binding
Source: RefSeq, a predicted model, not a curated record